Messenger RNA from Homo sapiens (human), 1114 nucleotides. It is a transcript of the gene H3-5, whose product is annotated as H3.5 histone. The record is from RefSeq and is marked reviewed. Gene Ontology annotation, molecular function: structural constituent of chromatin; protein heterodimerization activity; DNA binding. Gene Ontology annotation, cellular component: nucleus; nucleoplasm; chromosome. The coding region runs from base 133 to 540 and encodes 135 amino acids. The transcript has a single exon. Lineage: Eukaryota; Metazoa; Chordata; Mammalia; Primates; Hominidae.
GGCGCAGAGCGGUUUGGUCGUUCGUUGGACCAGUGUCGGUUCUUCGCUCGCGACUGCGGCUCUUCCUCGGGCAGCGGAAGCAGCGCGGAGGUCGGAGAAGUGGCCUAAAACUUCGGCGUUGGGUGAAAGAAAAUGGCCCGAACCAAGCAGACUGCUCGUAAAUCCACCGGUGGGAAAGCCCCCCGCAAACAGCUGGCCACGAAAGCUGCCAGGAAAAGCACCCCCUCUACCUGCGGGGUGAAGCCUCAUCGCUACAGGCCUGGGACCGUGGCGCUUCGAGAGAUUCGUCGUUAUCAGAAGUCGACCGAGCUGCUCAUCCGGAAGCUGCCCUUCCAGAGGUUGGUGAGGGAGAUCGCGCAGGAUUUCAACACUGACCUGAGGUUUCAGAGCGCAGCCGUCGGUGCGCUGCAGGAGGCUAGCGAAGCGUACCUGGUGGGUCUGUUGGAAGAUACUAACCUGUGUGCCAUCCACGCUAAGAGAGUCACCAUCAUGCCCAAAGACAUCCAGUUGGCUCGCCGGAUACGGGGAGAGAGAGCUUAAGUGAAGGCAGUUUUUAUGGCAUUUUGUAGUAAAUUCUGUAAAAUACUUUGGUUUAAUUGGUGACUUUUUUUGUAAGAAAUUGUUUAUAUGUUGCAUUUGUACUUAAGUCAUUCCAUCUUUCACUCAGGAUGAAUGCGAAAAGUGACUGUUUACAGACCUCAGUGAUGUCAGCACUGUUGCUCAGGAGUGACAAGUUGUUAAUAUGCAAAACGGAUGCGUGAUAUUUCUUGCUUCUCAUGAUGCAUGUUUCUGUAUGUUAAUGACUUGUUGGGUAGCUAUUAAGGUACUAGAAUUGAUAAAUGUGUACAACAGGGUCCUUUUGCAAUAAAACUGGUUAUGACUUGAUCCAAGUGUUUAACAAUUGGGGCUGUUAAGUCUGACCAUACAUCACUGUGAUAGAAUGUAGGCUUUUUCAAGGGUGAAGAUACAAACCUUAACCACAGUGUAACUUAUAGUUUCCUUUAAAAAAAAAAAAUUAAACCUGGCAGCUAUAGAAUACAAUAUGUGCAUUUAUAAUAGCUAUUUUAUAUAUUGUAGUGUCAACAUUUUCAAAUUAAAUGUUUUACAUUCACAA